This is a messenger RNA of Scaptodrosophila lebanonensis, 2470 nucleotides long. RefSeq names its product kelch domain-containing protein 3. The record is from RefSeq and is a predicted model, not a curated record. NCBI's taxonomy places the organism in Eukaryota, Metazoa, Arthropoda, Insecta, Diptera, Drosophilidae. Gene Ontology annotation, molecular function: chromatin binding; protein binding. The transcript has 2 exons. Gene Ontology annotation, cellular component: cytoplasm. Bases 152 to 1372 code for a protein of 406 amino acids.
AAGCGUUUUUCAUUGUUUUGAACAUUUCUUUUUUUUUCACAAAGCGAAAUAAGUUGCAGUGCAAAUACAAUUUCAUUAUAAGUGGAAGCAUUUCGGCAACCAAGAAUUGAGUACAAAAGAGCAGCGAAACACGCCGUUCUGGGAGUUGGCCAUGCUUUGGACUGUGCAUCUGGACGGCGGACCGCAGCGUGUGAACCAUGCAGCGGUUGGCGUCGGCGAUCUCAUAUACAGCUUCGGUGGCUAUUGCACCGGCGACGAUUAUCGAUUCAAUGAGGCGAUCGAUGUGCAUGUGCUGAACGCGCACACUAUGCGCUGGAGCCUAAUACCGCCCCAAUGCGACAGUGAGGGUGUGCCACUAAUAUAUCCACAGGUGCCAUUCCAACGCUAUGGACACACAGUGGCCGCGUAUGCGGAGAAAAUUUACAUUUGGGGCGGUCGGAACGACGAGAGUCUGUGUAAUGUGCUUUACUGCUUUGAUCCGAAGACGGCGCGUUGGACUCGGCCUCAAGUAAGUGGUUGCCUGCCGGGAGCACGUGAUGGCCAUUCGGCAUGUGUGAUCGGGAAUUGUAUGUAUAUAUUUGGCGGCUUUGUCGAUGAGAUCAAUGAGUUUUCAAGCGAUGUGCACUCCCUGAAUUUGGGCACCAUGGAAUGGCGCUAUGUGCAAACGUUUGGCGUGCCGCCCACCUAUCGGGACUUCCACGCCGCUGUCGCCUACGAGGAGGAACGCAUGUAUAUCUUUGGUGGACGCGGCGACAAGCACAGUCCCUACCAUAGUCAGGAGGAGACCUAUUGCCAUGAAAUUGUCUACUUGGAUAUGAAAACCAAGGUCUGGCACCGUCCGUUUACUUCUGGAAAGGUGCCCGUGGGUAGACGCAGCCACAGCAUGUUUGUUUAUAACAAGCUAAUAUUCGUCUUCGGCGGUUACAAUGGGCUGUUGGAUCAGCAUUUCAACGACUUGUACACUUUCGAUCCGCGCACCAAAAUUUGGAAUCUUAUACGCCCCAAUGGCAAGGCGCCAACGGCCAGACGGAGGCAGUGUGCUAUUGUUAUGGGCACGCGCAUGUUUCUCUUUGGCGGCACGAGCCCAGCGCCUCGCUACAACAACAGCAACAACGCACAACAACUGGCUUUGAAUCAAUCGCAGACUCAAGCCCAGCAACGCGGUAAUGGCCACGACGCCGCCUUGGUGGUGCUCAUUGACUACAGCGACUUGCAUGUGCUGGACUUUGAGCCCACCCUGAAAACAUUGGCCAGCAUGAUUGUAUUGAAGCAUUCGCUAGAUGUUUCCUGCUUGCCAAGAAGCUUUCGGGCCGACUUACAAAUGCUAACACAACCGAACAGUAUUACUAGGCCCAUCAAUCAGGCCGGCUAGCGUUUGUUCUUGUUGUUGUUACUGCUGUUGUUAUGUAGGGGAGGGAGAGAAACAAAAGUUGAGGGAUGAUGCCUGGAGCCUGGGUCUCGUCCAUCUCGUCGUCGACUGCCAGAAUUCACGCGUUAAAAAAUUACAACAGAGUAUAAAUAUUAGAAAUUAGAACACAUUUACACACAAACAAACAUAAUGGAGCGAUGCUAGUCUAGUUUUUACAUCGUAAUUUUGAGCGAUAAUUCUCCUUAAUUUUGCCACAAGCUUGGGCACUCAAUUAAACUAAAGCAAACUUAUUAUAAGAUAAUAAUAUUUUGGAAUCUCAAAUGUUCCCCUUUUGCCCAAUUUUGUAUAAAUUCUCAUGUACGAGUACUUCCACUUAGUGGAAACAUUCAUCUAUUUCUGUGAUUCGAGAGAAUUUGCAAAUACAUGCAUAUGUAGCAUAAUAUCGCUAUAAGAAAUAGAUCGGCAUAACUCCAAUACACACACACACAAACACACACUAUUCAGUCGAUUGCAUUUCUGGAUCGAAGAAGUCUUCAAUGUUCCGAGCAACUGGUUGGAGACGCGCGUUUAAAGCAGGCCAAGUACUGCAGCCACAACACACAGAUCAUACACUUUCACACCCACACACCCACACACGCAAAUAUAUAUGUAUGUACAUAUAUAUAUAUGCAUACCAAGCAACGAAACUAGUCCGAGCGUAUACCAGACGCGCGCUCCAAUCAUUUGCCAGCAAGAAAUAAUAUUUGAAAAGGCAAAAACUGUUGCCCUGUUCCACUUCUGCAUUAAUGCUACUUAUAAUACAUUUUGCCAAGGGCCCCUAUAUAUAGAAUCGCACAAAUAAUGCGGUUUCACAGAACAUUUUCAUAAAACUCAAAUCAAUAAAAUCUCAACAAAAUGCAAUCCUCUUCACACAAAAAUACACAAGCACGCACGCUCUGUUUUAAACAAACCAGUAAUUAAUUCCAAUUCUUUAAAGUUUUAGAAACUUGCUUGGUACUCCGGUUAUUUGUAAGAGCAGCAAGAAAGACCGCUAAAUAUUAAAUAGAAUUAUAAUACUUGGAUAUACAUACUUAUAAUAUAGAACCUACCCAAAUAAAAAAU